Messenger RNA from Closterium sp. NIES-65, 3069 nucleotides. The record is from the annotation of a GenBank genome assembly. NCBI's taxonomy places the organism in Eukaryota, Viridiplantae, Streptophyta, Zygnematophyceae, Desmidiales, Closteriaceae.
AUGACGUCCGUACCAACGACGUCAGCCUCUGCUGUGCUCACAGCACCCCGUCAACCCUUAUCGUCGCAUUCACUCUUUUUCCCUGUGCGGCGCGAGGGUCAGCAGCAGCGGCAGCUUCGGAGUUUGGGGGUUCCGCGCAGGAGUGCAGGAGUGGCGAUGAGGGCAUCGAGCAAGGGUGAAAGCGGACAGGGACGUGGGCACGCGGACGAGAAACGCCCCCUAUUUUCCAAGGACGAUGGACCAUACUUCGCCAAAGCUUUAGGGGGGUGUGUGGUGGGAGCGGUGGCAAUAAAAUACGGAAGCCUUUUCAUUGUGCCGCAGCUUACAGAGUCACCCAGCCUGGCUGUUGCCCUCACGAUUAUCAUUACUCCUGUCGUUCGGAUGCUGGUUCGGCAGGUCCCCAACCUGCUAAGCGUCGGCUUGGCAUGCCGCGCGGAACAUCUGGGCCCGAUCCUGAAGAUUCUAGGAGGUGAGAGGAAGAGCCGUGUCGCUGGUAGCAGCAUUGACGAGGGAGGACUAAAGCCGGACGGUGGUGGAUUGAAGUCGCUCGAGUCGUGCGCCUUAGAGGUGGUAUCGCGACCCGAUGUGAGAGGCACGGCUAAGCGUCUCAAGCGCCUCUCACUCUCGCUCUCCCUCCCCGCGGAGCCCAUCCUACAAUCCGGAUCGCCCUUCUCCCAUCUCGCCUGCCUCGAGUCGCUCUCCCUGACGAUCACUUAUCACCCGCCACCGCCGGAUCGCGUAUCGUCUGAUAGCGUAUCGCUCACUCCGCACGAGCUGCACGUUAUGGCCGGCCUACAGCUGCCGACGCAGCUUGACGCAGCACUGCCGCACUCCCCUGCCGUCCUCUCGCCGGCCCUUUUCGCUGGCCUUGCGCCGUCGUUAACCGCUCUCUUCUUUAAGCACCAUGCGCCUACAGGGUCUUAUAACGAGGACGAACCGAGUCGCCACGCAGGGAGCCGCCGUCACUCUACGUCAGCAGUCAUCCCCGAGUCGCUGUGGUCGCUGACUGGCCUGGAGUCGCUCCGGCUGGAUACCGGGUCGUGCUGUAGCGAGUGUGACUGUAACGUGUACUGCCACGUGGCGCGGAUGAGCCGUCUCACGACCCUCGAGGUCCUCGCACCGCUCUCAGCCCCUCCGAUUCAGGACACGGACUCGAGCGGCGAGAUGCAAUCGGAGCCGUUGAAGGGAGAGGUGCAGCAGUCAGAGGAGGUGAAAGUGAAGGGAGUGAACCUAGACAUCGCCUACCUUCUCCUCCCCUCGUUUGGCGCACACCUCCCUUCAGUCACGCGCCUCUCCCUCCACUCCAUCCGCUUCUGUCACACCCGCGCCUGCCCCUCCGCGCUCCUCGCCUCCCUCUCCGCCUUCCCCUCCCUGCGCCACCUCUCCCUCUCCCUCUCCACCGCUCUCCACCCCAACCCAGCCCCUCUCCCUCUCUCGCAAGCACCACUGAGCUCGGCCCAGCAGCCAAUCUGCCUGCAUGCUUCGUCCUCACAAACCGGUGCUACCAGUGCUAGCAGUGGUAGCGGUGCAGCAACCGAGUCUCCCGCGCCCCUCUGCCUGUGCCAACUGCUGCACACGCACAGGCACGUGCGCCAUCGUCAUCAGCUGUGUUCUUCAGGCCAGGGGGAGCAGCAGCAGCGUGAAUUGGAGCAGCUGUGCUCGCUCACCAUCAGCCUGAACUCCCUCCCCUCCAUGCCUCUCCCUCUCUUCCUUCGCCUCGCACCCCUUCCAAGCCUCACAGACCUGAUAAUUGAAAACGCUGAAGAGAGCGUGACUGUAGACAGCGUGACUUUGGACAGUGCCACAAUUGCUGAUGCAGUGACUGCAGCCGACGUGACUGUGGAGAGUGUGACUACAGGAGGUGCUACUGCUGCUGCUCCUCCGCUCACCCUUCGCCUUUGCAACAUCCAUGCCAACAGCAGCCUGCUCGCUUCCCUUCACCUCAUCCCCACCCUCCACACUCUCGUCCUCCCUCCUCUCUCUUGGCUCACCACCAUCCCUCCCUCACUCUCCCUUGCCCCCUCUCUUUCCCUCAUACGCUUUAUAGACUGGAGCAACCUGACUGGGUUACCAGAGGAGGUGGCUAAGGCUCCUAGUGUAUUGAAGGAGAUUGAGAUAAGGGGGGAGCACAGUGCCGCGCGUGACAUUGCACAGUUAGGGGUGGCGGGUGAGGAGGCGAUGUUUGCAGAGUACCUCACCACUUCGACAGGGGCAGAGUUUCUUGACUCGUGGUUUGUCAAGGCUCUUGAGAAGCUGCCAGCGACUAUCCGCCACGAGAUACCGGGCUUACCUCUGUGUGUAGCGGCCCCUCCUGUUCGGCUUUUCCAGGCGCGGCAGCGGCAGUUAGCUGUAGAGGAGCUCCAUGCACUGCGCCGCUUGGCUCGUGACGAUGCCACCUUGGCCCGUUUCACAUCCCUUCAGGGCCCGGGGGCAGGUGCAUGGGUUUCGGCGGUUCCGGCUCACUCAGAUCUCACAUUCACUGCGGCUGAGUGGGGCAUUGCUGCUGCUAUACGGCUCGGCCUCCCAAUCCAGCAGCUGCAGGUGGCGGGGAGGUGUGUUUGUGGCACAACGUUUGUUGACCCAGCAGAUCCGCACCAUGCCCUGAGAUGCAGGCAUCAGCAUGGUCCUUCUCGGGUGCAUGAUGAGGUGAAGUUUGCGGUGGCGAAGAUCUCUAAGGCGUCGAGGGGGGUGGUGACAAUGGAGGAUGGUGUGGUGCUGCAUGGGAAGCGGGUUGAUGUGGCGGUGCGACGUCCAAUGGCUGGAGAGGCUCACGCCCUAGAGAUCAGCGUCGCGGACCCGCUAUCGCUGUCUCCAUCACUGCUGGGACAGUGCAGGCGUCAAAUAGGUGUGGCGGCAAGGGAGUGGGAGCGCCGCAAAACAAGUGACUACUCGCCUCUGCUUGCACGCAACCGGGGCGUGCAGUUCACCCCUUUGAUAGUUGAGACGUGGGGGUGUCUCGGCGGUCGUUUUCAGCGGUGGCUUCAUCAGCAGGGGGAUGCGCACGUGGGACUAGCUGUGUCGCGGGGGGCUUGUCGAGAGGACGACUCUGUGUUUUCGGCUUAUCUUUAA